AUGGGGCGGCACGCGGCCGCCAUUGCUGAUAGUGGUGACGCCAUUCGCGGACCAACGCGAUCAUCCAGUGUCGGCCGCUGCAGUCCCAUCCUGCCCUGGGAGCUCGGCUUCCGGAGUAGGGAGCCCGAGGACAUCCCCGUCUGUCCUCCGGAAGAAGAGCGCUCCCAGCCGAGCAGCCCGGGGCACGAUCCUCCCGCAGCAAGCGCCUCGCCCCCGACCACCGCGAAACAGCCCGCGGCGCUCCAGCAAGAGGCGCCAGCAGCGCUCACACCGCCCAUGUCGCCCACCACGCCCGCCGCACUCGUCGCGCCCGCGACGCCCGCCGCGACCGCAGCGCCCGCGGCGCUCGCCGCGCCUGCGGCACCCACCGCGCCCGCGGCGCUCGCCGCGCACGCGUUACCCGCGGCGACCGCAGCGCCCACCACGCCCGCGGCGCUAUCCGCGUCGGCGCUGACCACGGCUCCCUCAUCGAGCGUCUCGCUCCCGAUGCGUGCAACCCCAACAGCGCCAGUUUCAUCCCCGGCGCCAGUCACCAGUGCCAUGAUUCGCGGGGGGCAACCAAGAAGGGGAUAA
This is a messenger RNA of Bicyclus anynana (squinting bush brown), 573 nucleotides long. RefSeq names its product testis-specific gene A8 protein-like. The transcript has a single exon. The record is from RefSeq and is a predicted model, not a curated record. The coding region runs from base 1 to 573 and encodes 190 amino acids. Lineage: Eukaryota; Metazoa; Arthropoda; Insecta; Lepidoptera; Nymphalidae.